Oppia nitens is the source of this 768-nucleotide messenger RNA. RefSeq lists its product as uncharacterized. The coding region runs from base 1 to 768 and encodes 255 amino acids. Lineage: Eukaryota; Metazoa; Arthropoda; Arachnida; Sarcoptiformes; Oppiidae. Gene Ontology annotation, molecular function: oxidoreductase activity. The transcript has 4 exons. The record is from RefSeq and is a predicted model, not a curated record.
AUGACCAACCGUUUUACCGAAUUGGAAACAAUUGGUCCAAAAUUACCGUGCGAUUCGGAUAUACCUAACCAACUAUGCAUUCCUCAGUGGUUAGACAAAGAUAAGGUCACUCGAGCGCAAUAUUUGGCCAAAAAGUACUUCUUUGGCAUUUGUUUUGCACAUUUGUCUGGUUUAGUACUUCUGGUUCAUAUUAAGUCAAUUUUGGUGCCAUUAUUAUCUACGGGUAACUCCCGAAGUACUGCUCACUUGUUUAGCCGAUAUUUUCGGACAUUGCUUCACGUGAAGAGUUGGUAUGACGGAGAUAUUUGGGACAUCAAUAGUAAAAGUCAUCAAUCAAUUAUGCAGGUUCGAAAAAUGCAUAGCAAAGUGUCAAAGAGUUUGAAUAAUUGUAAAGGCGUUGAAAUGUAUGAUAAUAAAAGUUUGUCUCAAUUUGAUAUGAUGAUUACACAGUUUGCAUUCAUAGGCUUUAUAGCUCUAUAUCCACGACAAGUGGGUUUCAGUGAAUCUGCCAAAGAUUUGGAUGCAUUGAUGCACUUUUGGAAAGGAAUCGGCUAUUUGUUGGGCAUUGAAGACAAAUACAACUUAUGUAACGGAAGUGUCGAUGAAACUAAAGAGUUGUGUCAAUUAAUUUUGGAAAAACAGCUAAAGAAGUCUAUUAUAGAAACACCAGUAAAGGAAUCAAUUGAUAUGAGUCGAGGUAUUGUUAAUUCAAUUAAACUAUACAUCCACCAUAAACUUAAUACAAAUAUUGAAGUUGUUCCUGUUUAA